Messenger RNA from Clonostachys rhizophaga, 2400 nucleotides. NCBI's taxonomy places the organism in Eukaryota, Fungi, Ascomycota, Sordariomycetes, Hypocreales, Bionectriaceae. The record is from the annotation of a GenBank genome assembly.
AUGGAUAGUGCACCUUACAUUGCUCAAAAUCCCGAGGAGGUCAAGAACUUGAUUCUUGCCCUUGAACAGGCAUGUGACCGGAAGAAGAAGGGGGGAUUUUCUUGCAAAAAGACGUCUUUUCAUGUCAAGGACUCCCCCACAGGUCUGAAGGUAGACUCAUGGAAGAUGCACGACUGGGACUACAAACGCCGGGAUCUCCCAACCUAUGCGCGAGGCCUCUUCACAUCCAGGCUGCGAAAUGGCAACAAGGAGAUCUCAGUUCGAGGUUACGACAAGUUUUUCAAUACCGACGAGGUGGAGGAGACCAAAUGGCCUAAUAUUCUUACCCGAACAAAGGCUCCUUAUGAGCUGACACUCAAGGAGAACGGGUGUAUCAUUUUCAUUGCCGGCCUUGAAGAUGAUACACUUAUUGUGUGCAGCAAGCACUCAACCGGAGAUCGAGGUGAUGUAGAGCUGAGCCAUGCCAGUGCUGGUGAGCGCCUAUUGGAAAAGCAACUUGCUGCUCUUGGCAAGACCAAGGUUGAUCUAGCCCGGGAACUGCGAAAGAGAAACAUCACAGCGGUUGCCGAGCUGUGUGAUGACAGCUUUGAAGAGCACAUUCUGGCUUAUGGACCUGAAAAGGCUGGUCUGUAUCUACAUGGCAUCAACCUCAAUUUGCCCCAGUUCGCUACAUACCCAAGCGCAGCCGUCCAAGAAUUCGCCGAUCUGUGGGGAUUUGUCAAGACCGGGUUGAUUGUCAUGGACGACAUCAACGAAGUGAAGACCUUCCUUGAACAGGUCGCUGAGACCGGUGCCCACGAUGGCCGUAACGUGGAAGGCUUUGUGAUCCGAACCAAGAUGACACACCACCCUGAUGUCCCCGCCCGGGAUUGGUUUUUCAAGUACAAGUUCGAAGAGCCCUACUUGAUGUACCGCCAAUGGAGAGAAUGCACCAAGGCACUUAUCAAUGGCAAGCAGCCCAAGAUACGGAAACAUGUUAAGAUCACGGAAGAGUAUCUUCUCUAUGCCAAGAGGCGCCUGGCCAAGGAUCCUAAGCUUGGAAAGGAAUAUAAUAAGAACCACGGCAUUAUUGCCUUGCGGGAUGAUUUCCUCAAAUUCAAGAACUUGAAUGGUUCCGACGCCGCCAACAUGGACGAGUUGGAUGCUGUCAUCAUGCCCAAUGUAACCAAGGAUGUGAUCAUCAGCCCUAUUGCAACAAUUGGCUGCGGAAAAACCACUCUGGCUCUGGCAUUGGAGCACCUCUUCGGAUGGGGCAUUGUACAGAAUGACAAUAUUUCCGGCAAGGGUCGACCUCCUCGAUUUGUGAAAGCAGUUCUAGGGCAGUUGAAGAACCACCCCGUGGUUUUUGCCGAUCGCAACAAUGCUUCCAAGCACGAGCGAAAACAGAUACUUGAUGAUGUCAAGUCCCAACAUAAAACGGCCAAGAUGGUCUGCUUCAGCUUCCGACACGACGAGGAUACCAUCGAAGAAAUUCGACGGGUUACACAGGAAAGAGUGAUGGAACGAGGCGACAACCAUCAAACGAUCCACAUCUCAACAGACAAGGACAAAUUCAUCGGUGUAAUGGAAAGCUUCCUCAAUCGCUUCGAACCCUGCACCCCUCAUGUCCGCCCAGAUGAUGGAUUCGACGUGGUAAUUGAGCUCGACCCUACUCUGGCCAGCAGAGAGAAUCUCGAAACAGCUGUGGUUGGGUUGAAGAAAUACUUCCCCGACUUGAUCGGCGAACUGCCCACGGCUGAACAAUACGACGCUGCCAUGGAACACGCCCUUGGGUACCGGCCAGAUUUCAAACACAACAUCCCAGACCGAGGAAAGAACAAGAAGGAGGACCAGAAGGGCCAGCAGGCACCUGCCAAGAAGAAUAGGCGGAACUUUGAGUAUAUGUCGGUAGCCGUUCCGAGCCAGCGUAUCAGUGUGAUGCUCGACAAGGCUUUCCAAAAUACCGACCCAGAGACUUCUCGGUUUUACAUGCAGUUGAAGCAGACUCGGCGAGUUCAAGCCAAGUUCCAUGUCACCCUCCUCCAUAGAGCCAUGUCAAAAGAAUACCCUGAGCUUUGGGAGAAGUAUUCCAUCCUGCAGAAGUGGGGAGAGGAUCAGGGCAAACCUGAGGACAAGGUCGGCAUCUGCGACGUGAUGCUUGAGCGAGUGGUAUUUGAUGACAGGAUCAUGGCGAUUGUCGUUCGAAUUAGUGAUGAGCACGACGAAUGGAAAUGUGUGAACCGAGUGGCACACAUCACAGUCGGCACCCGCGACAGCACUGUAAAACCAAAGGAGAGCAACGAUUUGCUCGCCAAGUGGCUUGACGAAGGCAUUACGGAGGGAAACAAGAUCAAGACGGUGGUGUUCGAGGAGAAGCCCACGGUGGUGGGAGAAGUGAAGCCGGUGUUGUCAAUUCGUUAG